Molecule: messenger RNA, 2186 nt
Organism: Papilio polytes (common Mormon)
Lineage: Eukaryota; Metazoa; Arthropoda; Insecta; Lepidoptera; Papilionidae
Product: cysteine-rich hydrophobic domain-containing protein 2
Exons: 3
Coding region: 110-607 (165 amino acids)
Source: RefSeq, a predicted model, not a curated record
GUACUUUUUUUUUCAUAAAUAAAAUCCAAGUCCAACAAACACUGUGCUUUGUUAUGUCGUUUCAUCAAACAAGUUUAUUUGUAAUUUGUUAAGUUAGUGAAUAAGAAAAAUGGCAGACUUUGACGCGAUAUAUCUUGACGAAACUGAAAGUGAGGAGAAUAUAGAAGAGACACAUGUAACGUUAGUGCCUGAUCCUAUCGUCGUGCGUGGAGCUGGUAACAUGACAGUUUUUGGUUUAAGUAACCGCUUCAACAAUGAGUUCCCUUCCGGACUUCAAUCCCGAGUGGCACCUGAGGAAUACCAAGCGACGGUGGCUCGUAUCAACAGUGUACUGAAGAAAACAUUGCCUGUUAACGUGAAGUGGUUAUUCUGCGGAUGUGUUUGCUGCUGCUGCACACUUGGAUGCUCUCUUUGGCCGGUUAUAUGUCUAAGUAAAAGAACGCAACAUUCACUUAAUAAGCUGUUGGAAUGGGAGAACAGUCGGCUGUACAACAAACUGGGCCUGCGCUGGCGACUCACCAAGCAGCACUGCGACUCAUCUUCCAUGAUGGAGUAUGUACUUCUUAUAGAAUUUAUACCCAAAAUACCCAUAUACAGGCCAGACUAGGCGCUACAACCAUUCACGUUUGUAAAUACAUUUAUACCUAAAAAAAAAUUUACAUGACUAACUCUAAUUAAAAAACAAGCCGAAUGUACCAUGUACAAUUUAUUUUUAAGCGAAUCUUUGUAAUUGGCAUUGUCACUCAUCAAGCCACUUUAUAUCGUAUUGAGCAAGUAGGUGAUGUUAAAAGCUUUUUGUGUAUAGAUGUCACUUAAAUUGCAAGCUGUUAAGUGUUAAGUCUUUUUAAGCAUUUGCAUUACACCUUAUUGUUGAAAUGCAGUUAACGUAGUCAUUCUAAAUUUAAAAGUGCGACAGGCAUCUUUUGUUACGUUGGUGACAUUGACAGUUAGAAUUAGUGUUGCCAGAGUAUAAAAUAUAAUUCCAAAGUGGAGAAACUAUGUGUGAAGUUUUGUAAUUUUUAGCAUAUCAUUGGUGUAAAUUAGAAUUUAAACAAACAGCAAUAAUAAGACUAUAAGUUUAGGCAUAUCAAAGUGAACUUGAGCCAACUUAUCAACUACUAUAAAUAAUUUAUAAUUUGGCGUCUAAAAACACCUGGCAGUUACUUUUGCUGUCAAAAGUGACAAUUUACAAUAUAGCGAAAUAAACGCUGUAAUUGGCCGCGUGCCAAAAGUUUCUUGUCGCACUAAAAAGAGGCUGAUAAAAUACGAAGCGGAAAUUCAGUAUUUUUAAAGUUUAUGUUGCAAGCGCAAAAACAUAUUUAUGAUCUUUCAAUCUCCUCUGUUAAAACAUUGCUUCAGAUGUCAUGAUCUGAUAGUUUAUGUUAUAGUGCGGAAUAAGAAAAUCCAUUAUUAUUAAAAAAACUUAUAAUCAAGCCUCAACCGAGCAGGUUGAGUUUUAAUAAUAUCGCGCACAUCAAUAAUAAAGCGUAGAGAUCUUAUUAUUUGCCCUAAAAUUAAGUAUAGAUUAUACAAACUCGUUUUUUUACUAACGAACAUUUUUUUUUUUAAUCCAAAAAGAUAUGUUUUGUUAAUAUACUUAUGUAUUUUUUAUAACAAGUACCUGAACGACGACUUUAGUUUCGAUAUAAGAUUUUCAGUUUAUGUAACAUGCUUGUUCUGUGAAUUUAAUUUAGGGAAAAAAUUUGGGACUGUGUUACUAGGAAAAUAAUUUUUGUAGUAAAGCAACCGAGAAUAUAAAAAUCCUAGCUUGAUGACGCUUCAAUUGCCUUUGACACAUAUUAAUACGCCUUUUAAUGUGCAAUUAGUCCUAUCUUUUUCCGCAAAAUGGCGAGGGUUUUUAUAUUCCCGGUCAAGCUUCUAUAUUUAGUGAAAGUUCGCCCUCUUUUCUCUUUUCAACAUGUUGUGAAGGAUUUCAGUGGGUAGACGUUGUCACUGCAAUAUGUAUAAUAAAAAACAAUCUCGAGGUUUCUUUUAAAAAAAAAUAACUUAAUGAUGUAACAGCAUUGGAGUUGUCUUGCCACCGCCUUCUCUGCCGAGGACAACGGUUGAAAAGUGAACAGGGUAUGUUGACAUUAAGUUGUAAUCUAAGCUAAAUUGUAAAUAUUUUAAUUACAUUAUAAUAUAGAAUAUUUUUGUUCAAAUAAUAAAAUUCACUAUGUGAUGAA